UGCUAGCCUUCCGCUGAUGAAACGUAGACAGAGCGUGAGUGAGAGCCCGUCAGCCACGCCCAAGAAACCGAGGCUUGGAUCGACCGCCGUGGUGACGUCACUGGGAGUGAACGCACCGUGCCAGGAAGCCACCACGCAGCUGUUCAGGCUUCCGCUUGGCACGAGAACUAAGAUCUGUGCCGCACUGGAUCCGCCGAACUCCCGCGGCAACGACUGGAGGCUGCUAGCAUCCCGCAUGAACGUAGACAGGUACAUCAACUACUUUGCGACCAAACUGAGCCCCACCGACACGAUACUGGAUCUGUGGGAAGCGCUUCACUGUGACAGUGGCGCCCUCACUGAGCUGGUGGCCAUCCUGCACAGCAUGAGUCGCGAUGACGUCUGCCGAAGCGUCGAGAGCGACCUCGGCUCAUGGUUGUGACCUGCCUUCGUCCGGCCGGGGUCAGGGGUCAACGAGGGGGCGCCACCCGCCUUCUUCUGGG
Priapulus caudatus is the source of this 482-nucleotide messenger RNA. Its product is annotated as netrin receptor UNC5B-like. The record is from RefSeq and is a predicted model, not a curated record. Gene Ontology annotation, cellular component: membrane. Gene Ontology annotation, molecular function: protein binding; netrin receptor activity. NCBI's taxonomy places the organism in Eukaryota, Metazoa, Priapulida, Priapulimorpha, Priapulimorphida, Priapulidae. The transcript is spliced from 4 exons. Gene Ontology annotation, biological process: netrin-activated signaling pathway. Bases 17 to 421 code for a protein of 134 amino acids.